Calliphora vicina (urban bluebottle blowfly) is the source of this 1743-nucleotide messenger RNA. RefSeq names its product transcription factor IIEalpha (gene TfIIEalpha). Gene Ontology annotation, cellular component: transcription factor TFIIE complex. The record is from RefSeq and is a predicted model, not a curated record. NCBI's taxonomy places the organism in Eukaryota, Metazoa, Arthropoda, Insecta, Diptera, Calliphoridae. Bases 193 to 1515 code for a protein of 440 amino acids. The transcript has 4 exons. Gene Ontology annotation, biological process: transcription initiation at RNA polymerase II promoter; transcription open complex formation at RNA polymerase II promoter.
UGAGAAAAAGUGCUGCGAAAAAAAAAACUUCGACUACGACGAACAUUUUAUUUUUUCCAAAGAAUCUACACACAACCAACGAACGACGACGACACCAAGAUAGCACAGCUACAGAAACAACACAACACUAGGCGCGAGUCCUUUUUUUUCUUACGUUUAGUUUCCUCGCCGUUUUAAAAACUUUUCUUCAUCAUGUCUUCUGCACCCGCCUCCUCCACCUCGAGUGGCGAAAUCAAAUAUGUCACCGAAGUGCCUAGUAGUCUCAAACAAUUGGCCCGCCUGGUAGUGCGCGGCUUCUAUACCAUAGAGGAUGCUUUAAUAAUUGAUAUGCUGGUGCGUAAUCCCUGUAUGAAAGAAGACGACAUUGCUGAGCUGUUGCGCUUCGAAAAGAAACAAAUGCGUGCUAGAAUAACCACGCUGCGUAAUGAUAAAUUUAUACAGAUACGUUUAAAAAUGGAGACGGGUCCCGAUGGCAAAGCACAAAAGGUUAAUUAUUAUUUCAUCAACUAUAAGACAUUCGUAAAUGUGGUCAAGUAUAAAUUGGAUUUGAUGCGCAAGCGCAUGGAGACAGAGGAGAGGGACGCCACCAGUAGAGCUAGUUUUAAGUGUACGAAUUGUAAUAAGACAUUUACGGAUUUGGAGGCGGAUCAAUUGUUUGAUUUUGCCACACAGGAGUUUCGUUGUACCUACUGUGGCAGCACAGUGGAGGAGGAUAGUUCGGCUAUACCGAAAAAAGAUUCACGUUUAAUGUUGGCCCGUUUCAAUGAACAGCUGCAGCCUUUGUAUGAUUUGCUGAGAGAGGUGGAGGGUAUUAAGUUGGCGCCGGAGAUUUUGGAACCUGAACCAGUGGAUAUUGAUACCAUAAGAGGAUUGAAUAAACCGGGUAACCAUAGAGGUGAGGGUCAAAUGUGGUCGGGCGAAGCUACACGAAAUCAAGGUUUUGCUGUGGAAGAAACACGUGUAGAUAUUAAUAUAGGAGGCGAUGAUAUGCCUGAAACUAUGGCCGAACGCAAGGCCCGACCCAUCUGGAUGACAGAGAGUACUGUUAUUACCGAAGACAAUGGCGAUAAUACAGAUGCCAUUUUAAACGAGGCCGCACAAAAUUCCCAACAGCUGGGAAACUCAACAUCAGCAUCCACCUCAUCUACCUCUAAUUCGAAUAGCAAUCGCCGCAAGGAACAUGAAGACAUUAUGGCUGUUUUGCUGCAGCAUGAAAAGCAACCAGGACAAAAAGAAGAUCAUCUGAAAGGCAUUAAAUCCAAUGCCAAUUCCAGUGAUUCAAGUGAUGAUGAUAAUGAUAUAGAUAAUGCCAAAAUACCCAAAACCGAUUACAAUAAUUUUAUCAAUUCCGAAUCUGAGGAGGAGGCAGACGAUGAUGUUCCUUCUGUUUUAGUGGCUGGCCGUCCGCAUGCCAUUGAUCAAAUCAAUGAUGAUUUAAUUGCCCAAAUGUCUCAACAGGAAAAAGAAAACUAUAUACAUGUCUAUCAGCAACACUAUAGUCAUAUAUAUGAUUAAAAAUCUUUUUAUUUAAAAAAAUUCCUUUUUCCCCCAUUUCACUAGUUAAUUAUGUAUAAACAAAUAACAAAUUUAUAUUAUAUGUUUUCUUUAAAAGCAAAGCAACAAAAACAAAACAAAUAAAAGUCUUUCCCGUAUUCUGAAUUUUAUAUUUAAAACUAAAAGAAAACAAACAAAACCACUAAAGUAACAAUAAAUUUUUAAACAAAAUUAUUGUAAAUAAUUAAA